This is a messenger RNA of Ostertagia ostertagi, 1221 nucleotides long. NCBI's taxonomy places the organism in Eukaryota, Metazoa, Nematoda, Chromadorea, Rhabditida, Trichostrongylidae. The record is from the annotation of a GenBank genome assembly.
AUGCUAGACACAAAUGUGUUACAGGUGCGAGAUGUGGUCGGAGAGAUCCAGAAGCUCCAAGAAAAACAAGCAAAGGAUAUGAUGAGAAAUCAAGACGAAUUGUCUGAUGAAGAUAUGGACGAUGACGACACAAGUGUCCGAGCGGAAUCACGAAACAGCGCCGACUGGAGCAGCCUACGGGCAGCACUUGAGACCGCAUUUGGAUCUCGCUGGGAGACAGCGGCAGAGCAAACCGCAACAGAAUUCCUACGAAGGUUCCGAAGGAAAUAUGGACCGUUAGGAUACGGUGAUAGGACAUUAUUAGAAAUUCUGGAAGACGACCACUUGGGCGAAAAGGCCAAAAAUGUAUUCUUGGCAAUCCCACAAGAGAAGUUAGAGGAAGGGUUCGAAGCGGUAGUAAGAGAAUUGGAAAGGCUUCUUUCGAGCGACUCUCGUGCGGUAGCAUAUAAAAGCCAAAGGGAUAGUGAGCGGUUGAGAUCAAACCCGGAAGAGCGCCAUUUAGUUCACGAGGACGGACAGAAACAAGACGUCGAGACUCGGAAGUGUUUCAUCUGUUUGAAAGUAGGUCAUAUUGCCCGAAACUGUCCGCUGGGAAGAGCCACAGUCAAUAGUAUCCGAGAGAAGCGAACAAAAACAAAGGAAAAUAUGGAAGAAACACGAGUAUCCGAUCUGGUGCGACAAGCCCGAUCGAUGGGAAUGGUAGUAGAAAAGUGUUCUGCUACAAGUAACCUAGUCGGACGGAAGUUGACAGCAUGGGUAAGUGCGCUGAAUGAAAGAGUUCCUGCGCUGAUCGACACAGGAUCGAUGGUGAGCAUCGUGUCAAUAGGACUCUUGGCUAAAGCGCAGGAUAAUGGAUUUGACGUUGAUUCGCUAAGGGUAAUUGAUCGGGAAGCGCUCAAUCCCGUUUUCGAUGCCUCCGGCAGCCGAAUGCAAUUCUUAGGUGGAGUUGUCAUAGUGGUAAAAAUUGACGGAGGGACAGAAUCUGAAAUUGCCUUCUACAUUUCGAAAGAGAAAGGACAGAAAAUACUACUUGGAACGAAUGCACUGCAAAAAUUAGGGGUUCAGAUCAAGUUGCCAAUACCAGUCCCGGUUGCCACACGAAGGACAAGUGACACUGGCAGAGUUACCAUAGCAAGGCGGAAGUACGUAGCGCCGCUCACCUCGUCCCUACUACAAACACGGUGUGAAGGGGAAGAGGACUCUGUAGAGCGUGGUAGAUGA